Messenger RNA from Podarcis lilfordi (Lilford's wall lizard), 6778 nucleotides. The record is from the annotation of a GenBank genome assembly. NCBI's taxonomy places the organism in Eukaryota, Metazoa, Chordata, Lepidosauria, Squamata, Lacertidae.
AUGGAGAGUUCUUCCGUAGAAAGUGACUUGCAAAACUUUCAUAAAGAAAAGAAGCUUUAUGCAGUUGAUUCUUUGAACAACUUAAAUGAACAAAAUCUUUGUGCAGAUCGAUAUCGGCACGCCGGUAUGUAUGCUGCAGACCAUUUGUCAACCACCUUCCGGGAUAUCAGAUUAACGCUACUCAUUUUGUGACUUAUUUGUUUAGAUAAAUGUGUUCUCAGGGUGGUUUAGUAAAAAGGACCAGGUGUUAACUGUGCAUCUAAACCAUGGGUAGUCAGUGUAGACUUCAACUUGAGUCAGCACCUUGCAAGGUUAAAUUAACAAGUUGGCAUUCACAAUAGGUGGACAGCGUGGUUUGUGUGAGAGACAUAGCUUAAAUCUAUCUGUCUUCUGUGUACAUUUUAAAGAUAAUAGUUCAAAAUAUAUGACUAUAGGUUCAUUUACACAACUGUGCAAAACUAUGAUUUUAUUUGAAGAUGGGGCUUAGUGGUGAUAUAUAUUUUCUUCCAAGGAGUGAAUUUUGGCAGCUGCCAUUUGUCGUGCCAAAGUGCUCCAGGGGUAAUAAAAACUGCAGCGGCCAAAAAAAUCCGUUCUGCACAACAGUUAAAGAACGGUACAGAGACUCUGUCUUCUGUUUCCUUUGAUUUUUCUGUUAUAUGAUAAUAUCACUGAUUUAUGAAUAAACACUGAACUGGUAGUGAUUGCAUUCUACUAAGCUGCUUUGAGUUACUCUGAAAAUAAAACAGGGUUUUGUUUUGUUUUUAUAAAUAGAACAAUAUGCUGAGGCUGUUAAAAAAUUGUUAAUUGUCUACUUGUUCACUGCUUUUCAGGCUAUGAACAAUGUGCUUCGUCCAUUAGCUGCUUUCAAUGUGUACCUCUUUCUUUCUCUAGAACUUUUUAGCUGCUGUAUAUUUCCCAGCUGAAUUAAUUAGCUGCAUGCGCAGCACAAUCCCACGCAUGUUCCCAGAGAAGUCAGUCCCACUGUGCUUGCUCCCAAAUCAAUACAUUUAGGACUGCCUUAAAACGCCAUAUUUAUUUAUUUGAUAGAUCUUAUAUUUCACGAUUCUUCCAUCAUGGCGUUCCCAGAUUGUCCUCCAUCCAGGCACUGACCAGACCUAGAUCUGCUUAGCUUCAUCGAGUUGGCUAUGUCCUUUGUCUUCAGAAUGUGCCCUUAACCAGCUUGUCAGAAGGAUAUGAGAUUUUCAUUUUGUCUGGUGCUUCUAUUUCGAUCUGAAUCAUUGGACUCUAAACUUCACUGUUUCGGGGAUGGGGAGCCUGUGGCCCUCCAGAAUGAAUGAAUGAAUGAAUGAAUCUUUAUUUGCAUCAGCCAUCGGCCAUAGCAAUAAAACAACAAUACAAUAUACAAAGAAUAGAAAUAAAAAGUUAAUUAUAUAAAAUACAUUUUAGGGUUUUGUGUGGCCCUCCAGAUAUUGUUAGACUCCAGCUCCCAUCAUCUCUUACCAUUGGCCUCGCUGGGUGGAACUGAUGAGAGUUGAAGUCUAACCGCAUCUGAAGGGCCACUGCUUCCCUCUCCUUGGUUUGAAGAGGAGGAGAUGCAACCAUUUCUGGGAUCAUCGUUUCUUCAGCAGGGGCUCAGUUGACCAUGAUAUUCUCUUGACAAGACAGAUAAGUUUCCCCACUCCAUAUAGCCACAUCCGAUCGUUUUUCAGUUGCUCCACCCUAAUUUUAUUCUCAUGUGUAUUUGUCUCUACUGUACACAUGGUAACAAAUAUUAUUUUUAGCUCUCUGCGCUCAACUCCCUUGCAGUGUUCUGAAAGUUCUUUGGAAGUUAUUGUCUCUUGGCAGCAUUCCACAUUUUGAUGCUGGAACAGAUACAGAAUCCUGUGGCUUGUCCUUAACUUAGAAAGCGUGCCUAUAUACAAUUUGUCUGAAAGUUCUCAGUAAAAUGUGUGCUGUAGAAUGGUUUGUUUCUUAUCAAAUGGACAGGUGUGUCAGGACUAUGUCUAAGUGUCUUGGGUCCUUCAGCAUGGUGCUUUUUGCCAGGCUGCAGCUUUUUCCUCUAGGUCACAUCACAACCAACUCUGCCCUCCAAACACAGGCUUUGUCCUUCUAACUCUCUAAGAGCUGGAGGAGGGGUCCCAGCCAUUUGUCAUCUGGCAUGGAGCCCCCUUUCCUUUGUUAUCUUAAUGGCCCAUUGCCUUUCUUUUGUUCUUUUGUUUCUUUUGUUAUCUCACCAGGAACCUAGCCUGGCUGGAUUAGCUUUUAACACUUGCUAGGAUUAUACAGGUAUCACACCCAGAAACUCAUAACAAUAUUAUAAAACAUGAGAGAGGGUGUGUGUCCGUCCUGAUAACCCGUAUUAUGUGGUGCCGCUCAGCGCUGCUAAGGGCUUCCAGUAUGGUGAAUUCAUCUUAGCACUAGAGUUUGCAAAUCAAUGCAGGCUUUGAGUUUUUAAAGGACUGCUUCUCAGAGCCAUUUGUUUUCGCUUUGUUUGACUUCAGUGGGCUGCUCUCCAGCAUGCGGUUUGGGAAUGCAGCCUUGGAGAUGUGUGCUCUUGCCCUCUAACAUUCAGACAGAUGCCCUCUUUAUGGCUGUCAGCUGUUUUUAUGCAGGAAUCUGUGAUCGGCUUUCUAAAUUGCAAACAUCCUUAGGAAUUUUUUAAUUAUGUUUUCAAGUAAUGGUUUUAUGAGAUUUUUUAAAUGCCCCAAUUAAUGCAAUGCCUUUGUGUAUGGUAAGAUAAAUAUGAAAACUGAAAUUUCUACAUUAUUUGUUUUGUUUAUUACAUUUAUAUCCCACUUUUCCUCCGAGGAGUCCAAGGUGGCAUACACUGCUUUCUUCCUCUUCAUUUUUAUCCUCACAGCAACCCUAUGAGGCUAAAGGGGCUCAACAUGGGUGAUAUAUAACGCAGCAAGCCUGGAACCAUUUUAAAUGAGCUUCUGAAAUAGGUGCCUUCAAUUUAGCCUGGGUAGAGAAGCAAGGCUGUAUUUCUGUUUUGGCCAAGAAUACAGCAGCGCCACACUGUUAGCAGCUUGGCAGGGUUUCUUGCUCACGGAUGGUUUUCAAUACUUUAAUCUAAAUUCUCUUGGCCAGCUCACUUUCUAAGGACUGCCCAUUAAGCAGAGCGGACAAGAGACAUUUGUUAAAGAUAGCUUACUGUGUUUGAAAGCCCACCCUAAGGGUAUUCCACAUUUCAUUCCUGUGACUGGGAAGCUGCCUCUAUCGUGAUGGAACUCAAUAAACUUAACACAUAAUAGGUUUGUUAUGAAAUGGAGGAAAUGGGGGAAAGAGGGGGACAACUAUUAAAAGUCUGCAAACUUUGGUUUCUCCUCAGGCAGGAAGAUUUGUGUUAGAAAAAUUAGGCUUGCUCUCAAAAUUUGUCCAGUACAGCCAACUCGUCAAGUAGGGAUUUAUGCUAGUCCACUCUGUUGAUUCUCUGAGGGCUUUCUGUGACAGAUACUUUAAAAAUGGUUCUGUUCAUGCCUGGCAGAGAAAAACCAGGGCAGUUGUGGGGAAACUUUGACCCGCCAGAUUUCCUUCCAUGCCUAGCCAUGUUUGCUGGGGCUGAUGGGAAUUGUAGUUCAAUAACAACUGGAAGGUCAAAGGUUCCCCACACCUGUCCUAGGAGGUUGUUAAAAGUCAGCUACUUAUUAUGUCGUCACAAUUUUCUCUGUGCCUCACGUCCAGUCAAGAGUGAGCCAAGAAGUCAGAGUCAAAGGAAGGCAGAAGAAAGCACAGCAAAGUCAGAAAUAUGUUAUCGUUCAGCCAAGGACCCCAAACAAGCAGCCUCUUAUAGCCUUUCCUGUCCAGUGACCAACCUGGAAUCAAUCCAGGACCAGAAUUGCUCUUCACAUGGGCAACCGCAGGUGGAAGACAUCUUGCACUUUUUACUAUAUGGCCCACUAUACACUGGACCCAGGAGGCGAUUUCUCACCUGACCGUACAGGAAAGAUGUCUCUCCCCAGCAGAGAAGGUCCUAUGGCUUCUCAGCAAUGUAAACGCUUCAGUGACUCAUAAAGUCACCCUUUUUGGUGGCCAAAAAGAUCAGAAAGACGACUCUGGACCAGGCUUCCUCAAACUCGGCCCUCCAGAUGUUUUGAGACUACAAUUCCCAUCACCCCUAACCACUGGUCCUGCUAGCUAGGGAUCAUGGGAGUUGUAGGCCUAAAACAACUGGAGGGCCAAGUUUGAGGAAGCAUGCUCUGGACAAUUUAGCAGUGAACUGUAAGGGAGACACAGAGACCUAAAUAGAGACUAUUAUUUGUGGCACGGCACCCCUUUUGCUUGUAUUUAUUUUUGAUUCAGAUUUGUCAUGGCCAAUGGCUAGUACAAUAAAGUUAUUUGGAUUGGUUGGCUCCCCACAUGGGCCAAUCAUACACAAGGACACAUCUGAAGUAACAGUCUAUUGAGUAAGCACGUGAUGCAUUUUAAGUCACUUUUUAAGUGAAUAAUUGCUUAUGACGCUGAAAUUAAGAGUUUCUUGAAUGACAUUGUCAGAGCUGGCUCCAGGUCCCAGCUCACAGAGGACCAACGCUAGCCGGCAGUAAUGUACAAAAGUCUUUAUUGAAGUACAGUUUCCAUUUUCAAGCCGCAGCGCCCCAGCUCUACGUCUAGGGGUUAGAUCGGCGAGCUCCAUCUGAGUCUCCGCCCCUGUACACCAGUUUAAGAUUCUAGCCUUACUCCACCUCUUACGUCUCUCCUUUCUCCUCUGGGUCCUGCUACCCCCCGGGGUCCCUUCCUUCCUGGAUUCUUCUGACGCUGACGUUGACCCCCUGACUCCUCCCCUCUUUUCGGCGGGCUUUGGGACCUGGCUCCCUAUCCGGGCUGCCAACUGCGCCGCCCUCCUGUACAUUUGAACUUGGCGCGCGCCCAGCCUUCAACCUUCCUCUCGACCGUUUCCUCGCUCCCCGAUGGAGGCGUGGCCAAUCCUGACUCAUGUCCUCCCACUGGCAGUGCGCCGCCUGAUCCCGAUGCCUGGGACCCUCCCCCCUACUGCACUCUGGUGUGGACGCUGGUCCUGAUUUCCAACUGCUGCUCUCUGAGUCCCCUCUGGCCCCUUCUUCCUGGGGUGUCCCCUCGGCACCCCCUUGCUCUGACCAAGGGAGCCCUUUCUGUGAAUCUUCCGAUUCGCUGGAAAGACUCAGAGACCUCGGACCGCUGUCAUCGCUAACAUUUCCUUCGGACUCCUCCCCCUCGCUCUCUAUUUCCUCCCUUUCCUGUGCCUCUGCUCCUGAACCCCUGACAGACAUGAUGGUGGUGCAUUACUUAGCAGGGGGAAUACAUGGCUCCAGUUCAGAAAUUAUUAGCAUUUCUCAUUAUUGUAUUCUUAAAACCAGAACCAACUUGCUAUGUUUAUUCUCAAAGGCCAUUGCAUGUUUUCCUCUUAGAGUUUUGUCUUUGUUUUACAGCAGUCUGGGAAGAGAACUUACACAGUCGGAGGUGUUUGACAAUUCAAAACAGCAUGAGAUGCCAAAGCUGGUUCUUUGUCACAUUGAUCAUUACUUUAAUUGUCAGCUUGGCACUAGUUUCUUUUGUAAUAAUCUUAAUAGGUAAGUAAGUUUGCCUUAGUUCUUACGAUAUCGAUUGCAAGGGGAGGAUAGGAUGGAAUUUAAUGGCCUAGAUUCUAUGUGUUUUGUAGCAUGCUCUCAUCUUUGAUAUGCAGCACAAUGGAUAAAUGAAUAGAUGAAUGAAUGAACGAACAAUGCUCACAGUGGCAAUAAAAAAGUAUUUUAGUAUAAAGCUGUGUGAAUAGGUAAGAAGCUGAUCUUAUGUGAAUGGAAAUCUAAAACCCACCAUCCAGUCAACAUUGCCUUGUUUUGCAACUGGCAGGGAGGGAACAGGUGGUUUAUAUUAAAAGAGACUUGGGUAAUGCAAUUUGAUCUCCCUUCAUAUGGUGUUUUAGAAAUGCUAUGUGAUUCUCCUGUUCCUCUCCAACCCCCUUCUCUCUCUCCUUUGUACUUUCCUAGGAUAGGCAUGGGAAAGAAUGAGAAUGGGAGUAUGUGGGCGUGUAAAUUGUACAGUUGGUGUGACUUUGGCUGGAAGUUUGUUUGAGGUGGGCUAAAUUCUGUACAUGAAAAGGGAGGAACUCAGAGGAAUUUGGGAAUUAUGAUUGUCACAAAUGGUAAUACAAAGGCAAUGUUUUGAAAUUAUAAAUCACAUGAUAUAAUAAAAUGUAUAAUAUUGUAGGGGGGGGUUAAAGUCAUUUAAAAUGGAGAACUGCUGCUGAAAUGUUACUCCACGAAGGCAGAGAUGAACACCAAAUAAAUGCAGAGGAACACAGUCUUUGGCUCAGUGGAUCAGGGUUCGUGUGGAUGCCAAAAAACUAUUAGUCAUGAUUUUCUGAUAAAAAUGUAUAUUUGCUGCUGUCCCCCACUCUUUAGCACAGUUAACUUUGCUUGGGACAUUGCAAAGUAAUAAAUGCAGCAGUCUUGUAAACAUAAAUGUUCUUAAAACCUUGCUUCACCAUUCAUACAUUAAUUUCAGCCUUCACCUAUGCCUCGACUCAUUGUGCCUGGAAGCAGGUUGCUUCAGCCUGCUGAGGAGAAGGGUGCAAUUUCCUGAUUAUGCAAUUUCCUGUAUUAUGAACCAUAUUCAAUCUGACAAUCUGAGUGCUGGUUUAAACAUUGCCUUUUCUUCCAUAGUUCACACUGGAGACAAGAUGGAUGAAGUGUCAAGAAAAAUAGUGCUAGAAAAGAAGAGCAUUGAAGACCUUAAGGAAUUAAACGACAUGAUUUUGCAAUACCUUAAUCAGACAGAAUGGGUGGGGAGUAUAGGAAACUUCAGCACAAAGCAAGCAAGGGAACCAGGUCCAGGCUAUUGA